AGUCAGUCAGCUGCCGGGCGAGAGAGAGGCCGGACCUGCAAACUAGGAGCUGGUGGGAACACGUGGAACUGUGAAGCUGCGUGUGAGUGUUCACAACAGGACCAGCGAAAGACUUUUACAGGCUUACAGUCAGAGAUAUCGUCCAGACAUGUACCAACCAAUCUUGGUGGGACUCUCAGUGCUGCUCUGCUCUCCACUCUUGGCAAAUAGUGGUAAAGUCCUGGUGUUCCCCUUUGAUGGAAGCCACUGGAUUAACAUGAAGGUCCUUAUUGAUGAGCUUCACUCCAGAGGCAAUGAAGUUACAGUCAUUAGGCCGUCAGACAGCUGGUACAUCAAGCCAGAUUCCGCUCAGUACAAGUCCAUCACUGUAAACUCCUCUGGUGGUUUUGAGGAUGGCUUUGGGUCAUUUGCAACCACACUGAUGAACAUGCUGCGGGAAGGAGCUUCCAUUUGGGCUCGUUUAUCUCUGGAGUAUGAAGUGGUGCAAGUUUUUUAUCAGCUUCAUGCAAAACAGCUUCAAUUCGUGGAGGACAUGUUUGAGGAUACCAAACUGAUGCAGAGCCUCCGUGAUGCUAAAUAUGAUCUGGUUCUGACGGACCCUGUGUCUGGUGUUGGGGUGUUUAUGGCUCACCGUUUGGGUCUUCCACUUGUCUUAAAUGUGAGAUGGACUGUUCACUGUGAAGGGCAUCCUGUAAUCGCACCUUCCCCAUUGUCAUAUUGCCCAAUACCAGUGACAGAGCUGACCGACAAGAUGACAUUUCCCCAGCGGGUCAAAAACGUACUUUACUAUUUCUUCUUAAGUUGGCAAAUUUGGUAUUCCAUAGAACCAAACUAUAAACCAUUUGUCCAUCGUCACUUUGGGGAUGAUGUACAUUACAUUGAGCUGUUUCAGGCGGCAGACAUCUGGCUGAUGAGGAAUGAUUUUACCUUUGAGUUCCCAAGACCCACAAUGCCAAACAUUGUCUACAUGGCAGGAUUUCAGUGCAAACCCUCCAAGCCCCUGUCUAAAGAACUAGAGGACUUUGUCCAGAGCUCUGGUGAACAUGGCAUCAUUGUCAUGACAUUUGGAACCCUAGUGGAAGAAAUUCCUGAGGACAUUGCUGAGGACAUUGCAGCAGCUUUUGCCCAACUUCCUCAGAAGGUAUUAUGGAGGCACAAAGGCAAAAGACCGUCCACCCUCGGCAACAACACCUUACUCUUGGACUGGCUGCCUCAAAAUGACCUCCUGGGACACUCCAAGACCAGACUGUUUGUGGCCCAUGGAGGCACCAACGGAGUACAGGAGGCCAUCUACCACGGUGUGCCUCUGGUCGGCCUGCCCCUCAUGUUCGACCAGCAUGACAACUUCUUCAGGGUGAAAGUAAGAGGUGUCGCCAAAGUCCUAGACAUUGCAACUAUGAACAAAGACAACUUCCUGGAAGCGCUGAAGGAGGUACUCUAUGACCCGACCUACAGGGAGAAGAUGAAGGCGCUGUCCGACCUGCACAGAGACCAGCCCACGAAACCACUGGACCGGGCCAUGUUCUGGAUCGAGUUUGUCAUGAGGCACAAAGGAGCAGCGCAUCUCAGGACAGAGUCUUACAAGAUGUCCAAGAUCCAGUACUACUCCAUUGAUGUAUUGGUGUUUCUGCUGGCAGUUAUUUUACUCAUGUUUACGUUUUUCAUUUCUGCUGUUAAGUUUUUGUGGUGCAGAGUGUUUUCCAGACGCAAAGUCAAAAAGGAAUGAUGAAUGUUGUUUUGUUACAUGUUCUGGAUCCUGAUUUCUUGUUCAGAAGACCAUUAUAUUUGCAAAUUGCUGUUGAUGAUUUUCAGUGAGGGUGUAUGUUAUUAUGUUAAUCAUUACACAAAAUCAUGUUUAGUGACUUUACACUGACUUACAAAUACAACCCCAAGCUUUAAAUAAAAUCUAAUAAAAUGAUUUGUUAAAGUUUUUUUAAAAUAAACAUAUAUAUCUACAUACAAAUAUGUUCUUGUGCAUUGCAUUUUGAACAAAAUAUUG
This is a messenger RNA of Centropristis striata (black sea bass), 1999 nucleotides long. RefSeq names its product UDP-glucuronosyltransferase 2B31-like. Gene Ontology annotation, molecular function: UDP-glycosyltransferase activity. The coding region runs from base 149 to 1726 and encodes 525 amino acids. The record is from RefSeq and is a predicted model, not a curated record. Lineage: Eukaryota; Metazoa; Chordata; Actinopteri; Perciformes; Serranidae. The transcript is spliced from 2 exons.